UGAAACGGCACGUCAACUUCCCACAACCUUCACUCCACCUUCCAUCAUAUGUCUUGAUUUUCCCCCUUUCACAAUAUAAAAACUUCCGGUCCGUAUCUGUUGACCCUUACUCUCAUUCCUCUCCAUAUAUACACAAUUCCACGCCCCUUCGCCUGUUCACAAUACACACAAAACACCACAGACAGACAUCUUUCUCCCUCUUUGCACGUCUCUCUUUUAAGUCUUCUCUCCAUUCCUGUUCCGAGGGUGAUCGAACAUGGGGAACUACAUUUCGUGCACGUUCAUCACGCCGCCUUCCAUGAAGAGCAGCUCGAGGGUCGCGAGGGUCAUCUUCCCAGGCGGGGAGAUCAAGCAGUUCCGGGAGCCGGUCAACGCGGCCGAGCUCAUGCUGGAGUGCCCGGGCCACUUCCUCGCGAGCUCCCGGUCCCUGCAUGUCGGGCGGCGGUUCUCCGCGCUCGGCGCAGACGAGGAGCUGCAGCUCGGCGAAGUCUACAUCAUGUUCCCCAUGCGGAGGGUGAACUCCGUGGUCGCGGCCGGCGACAUGGCCGUGAUGUUGAUGGCCGCGAGAUCGGCCACGAAGAGGAUAUCUGCUGGGGCUAAGGUCCGGGUGUCGCCCGAGUCCGCCGGGGAGGUGCAGGAAUCGCCUGAGGGGGGAGCCGCCGCCACCGACGAGAUGAGGCCGAGGCUAGAAGAAGUGGAGGGGUUCCCCCUGGCGGAGUACAAGCACAGGCUGGCCGUGUGCAGGUCAAGGAGGCCUCCGUUGGAGACCAUAAAGGAGUAGGCCGUUCUAUCAAGGUGAAGAAGCAUAUGGGGAGAUUUUACCUUAGUCUGCUGCUCUGAUGCAACUUUUUGGCUUAAAUAGAGGAAGGAAAUUUACUCAAGUGGGACUUGGAGAUCAAUCUCUCUCCAUGUACAUAUAAAAUUUUCAACUUUUAUCCUUUUGGGUGUGCAGUGAAUCGCAUUGGCUGUAUGCAUAAAGAGCAAAGGGAAAGACAUUAGGAUGUUUUCGCGUGUUAUAGUUGAACAGUUGAACUCUAAUCUAAUCAAAUGAUUAUCAUUCCA
Messenger RNA from Syzygium oleosum, 1062 nucleotides. RefSeq lists its product as uncharacterized. The transcript has a single exon. The record is from RefSeq and is a predicted model, not a curated record. The coding region runs from base 257 to 781 and encodes 174 amino acids. Lineage: Eukaryota; Viridiplantae; Streptophyta; Magnoliopsida; Myrtales; Myrtaceae.